AUGCUCCACCAUGCGCGUGAGCAGACAAUCGAGGGCUUCAAGGCUCGAGAGGCGAUGGAGGUCAAGCAAAAGAUGGAAAUCUUGGAUGUGAUAGAGAACUGUCUCGAUGAAGCUGGGAAUCGGGACCUCGACGAUUUGGCUGAAACAGUCGCUGUUCUGGGCACGCUGGGCACGAGCACAGAGGACGUCGGUCAGUCGAUAGUUGAGCUCACCAAAGAAGAAUUUGAAAUCCAGGAGCAGAUACAGAGGGUCGAGAGGUUGCACAACUAUCUCAAGCGGGAACUAGACACUUUACACGAACAACUCCAAGAACUCAAGUCGAAUCCUGCGUACGAGAUUGGCAAUCUUCCUGCGCUUACGGCUGAAUGGACAAGAGGCACCAAGGUACUUAGCGCCAAAGUUAACGAGUAUAAGGACAGAUCAGCAGCAUUGGAGCGCAAUAGCAACAAGGGUGCCACUCUCGAGGAAGUCAUAUUGGAAGAGGAAGAUGUCGGCAGGUUAGUGGACUCGGUCAGGUCAUUAGAAGCUAUGAUCGAGACAUUUCACAAUCUUCCCAAAGACAUAACCGGUGCUCGAGCCGAGUAUAUGAAGCUGGAGGCUGAGUUCAACCGCCUCAUCCAAACGCGCAACUCGAUAUUCGAGAACUUGUCGGACAGACGUUAA
This is a messenger RNA of Aspergillus nidulans FGSC A4, 663 nucleotides long. RefSeq lists its product as uncharacterized. Lineage: Eukaryota; Fungi; Ascomycota; Eurotiomycetes; Eurotiales; Aspergillaceae. The record is from RefSeq and is a predicted model, not a curated record. The transcript has a single exon. The coding region runs from base 1 to 663 and encodes 220 amino acids. Gene Ontology annotation, biological process: spindle assembly. Gene Ontology annotation, cellular component: spindle; HAUS complex.